AUGAAACCCAGUACAGUGUUCUCAGCUCUUGCAGCCUUCUUCCUCGCUGGUGUCCACGCCCAGUCUGUCGAGGCCCCAAUCCCGGGCUAUGGAGUUCAGGACUUCUCCUGGGAAGUUGAGACUACUCCCGGAGGCGAGAAGGUGGUUCUGAACGGCACGAUCCAAGAGGUCUACACUGAGCUGCUCAAGAUCAACCCGCGUUAUGACGGCGAUUUUGCUGAAAGGAGAAUUGAAGAAGGCAUUCGUUACUUGCACAGUGUGCCGGGCCAGCCCACCAAUGGACCUGGUCCCGGAAACUGCGGUCGAGUAAGCUGUUCGUAUAACUCCGCUAUUUGGUGGUGCAACGAUAACACAUCGCCCAAGACGCUUCCCGGAUUUUACAAUAUCGCACAAGGUGCUCAGGUGGUUAUUAACCAGUGCGACCCAACUGGUGUUUAUGUUUCCGGGGAGGAGAAUCAUGCCGAUAAGUGGAGGGCUGUCGUUCGGUAUAAUGUCUGCUAG
Molecule: messenger RNA, 501 nt
Organism: Aspergillus pseudotamarii
Lineage: Eukaryota; Fungi; Ascomycota; Eurotiomycetes; Eurotiales; Aspergillaceae
Exons: 4
Coding region: 1-501 (166 amino acids)
Source: RefSeq, a predicted model, not a curated record